AUGGAACCCAGUCCUACAGAAGCCGUUACCAUCAGUCCAACCAGUGUGACCCUAACCUGGAAAAACGACACAGCUGGAGUAACGAAGCCUCAUCCAGUUUCUGGUCUUCGUGUUGUCUUUGUGGGUGUGACGCACGUUACUCUUACCUGGAAGAAUGAUAACAGCACUGGCACCUGCCGGAUGUUCCUUGAAGGAAGCCAGGAGUCGACUCAAAACUUAGCAGUCAAUAUUUCAGACCUGAAGCCAGGGAUUCAAAACAAGGUCACCCUGUAUCUUUCAAAUAAGUCACAGAGUGACCCUCUGGUUACAGAAAAUAGCUUAGAUGCCAGCACCACAGACCGCUUUUUGCAGCCACCUAGGAGCCCCACUGCCCCCGGGUACAAAUACGGACUUGAACCUGCAGCCCCGUCCUCUGAGCCUUCUCUGCCCCAAGACACCACGGAAGUCCUGCUUUUUGGGUUAAAGUCUGACACACAGUACAAGGCCACUGUUUAUCCUCGAGCAGCAAAUGGUGCCGAAGGACAGCCCCGUGCCACAGAGUUUAAAACAAAUUCCAGUCAGGUGUUUGACAUCGAAGUUGUGAACAUCAGUGCCACAGGCUUGACCCUGACCUGGAAAAUCAAUGAGAAUGAGUCAUCUUCUGUCUAUACCUACAACAUACAAGUUGCUGGCGAGACAGAUUCCUUCAAUCUCACGGUCCAUGAGACUCGUGCCAUCAUCACCCCACUCAUCUCGAGCACGUUAUACAACAUCACAGUGUGGCCUUUCCUUGACAACGGUUCUGAGGGCAUACCGGGCUUUCUCCAGGUGUACACCCCCCCCAGUCCAGUUUCUGACUUUCAAGUGACAAGUGUCAGCACAAGGGAAAUUGGCUUAGCAUGGAAUAGCAAUGACUCUAAUUCCUUUGAGAUACAUAUCACACCGGAUGAAGUUGGAGUACAUCAAACAACCACCGAACAAAGUAUUGUCAUUGGUGGCUUAUCCCCUGGAACCAAGUAUCGUUUUGACAUAUUUCCACAAGGACCAGAUGGGACUAAAGGGGAUUCCCAAACAGUUUACAAUACAACUGACCUCAGUGCAGUGUUUGAUAUCCGUGUGGUUAACGUCACCACAACCGACAUGCAGUUGGUGUGGCGGAAUACAGACAAUGGUACUGGGUACAUCUACUGUGUAGUGAUACAGUCUGAGCACAGCUCUAACCAGACAAAUAGUUCUCAUGAAGCAAUCACUCUCGGGGGCCUGAUCCCGGGCACCUUAUAUAACAUCACAAUCUUCCCAGAAAUGGACAAUUUCCGGGGAAUAUCCAACUCCACUGCACAGUACACACGGCCCAGCAUUGUGUCCAACAUUGAAGUAAGGACCAACACCACAGCAGCAACCUUAAACUGGCAGAACUUUGAUGAAGCCUCUUUCAGGUACACCUACCACCUUCUUAUGGAGCAGGAUGGAAAUGCCAGCAAGGCCACACAAAUAGUCACAGGCAUCGGCAUCACCUAUGCUACAGUCACCGAGCUAACACCUGGCUCCUCAUACACCGUAGAGAUCUUCACACAGGUGGGGAAUGUCACCGAGUCACUGGCACCUGGCUGGCAGUCAUUCUGUACAGACCCUGCACCAGUAACCUCCUUCCACUGUGAAGUGGUCCCCAAAGAGCCAACCUUGGUCCUCAGGUGGGCCUGCCCUUUCGGCACCAACACAGGCUUCGAGCUGGAGGUCAGCCACGGAGACUGGGAAAAUCUGACAAACCUGGAGAGCUGCUCCUCGGAGAACGGCUCUGAGUACAGGACAGAAGUCACAUAUUUGAAUUUUUCUACCUUGUACAACAUCAGCAUCACUGCCCGGUCCUGUAACAAGAUGGCACCGCCCACCCAGAACACCUGCCUCACUGGCAUCACAGACCCUCCUUCUCCAGAUGGAUCCCCUAAUAUUACAUCUGUCAGUCACAAUUCUGUGAAGGUCAAAUUCAGUGGGUUUGAAGCCAGCCACGGACCCAUCAAAGCCUACGCUCUCAUUCUCACCACUGGGGACGCUGUUCACCCGUCAGCAGAUGUAUUGAGAUAUACGUACGAAGAUUUCAAAAAGGGGGCCUCGGAUACCUAUGUGACAUACCUCAUAACAACAGAAGAAAAGAGAUGUUCUCAGGGCUUAUCUGAAGUCUUGAAAUAUGAAAUCAAUGUUGGGAACGAGUCCACCACACACGGCUAUUACAACGGGAAGCUGGAACCUCUGGGUUCCUAUCGGGCUUCUGUGGCUGGCUUCACCAAUAUUACCUUCAACCCUCACAGUGAUGGACUCAUAGACGGGGCUGAGAGCUACGUGUCCUUCAGUCGCUAUUCAGAUGCUGUUUUCUUGCCCCAGGAUCCAGGUGUCAUCUGUGGAGCAGUGUUUGGAUGUAUCUUUGGUGCCUUGGUUAUUGUGGCCGUAGGAGGCUUCCUGUUCUGGAGAAAGAAAAGGAAAGAUGCCAAGAACAAUGACGUGUCCUUUUCUCAAAUUAAACCUAAAAAAUCCAAGUUAAUCAAAGUGGAGAAUUUUGAGGCCUACUUUAAGAAACAGCAAGCUGACUCCAACUGUGGAUUUGCAGAAGAAUAUGAAGAUCUGAAGCUUGUUGGAAUUAGUCUACCUAAGUACGCAGCUGAACUGGCUGAGAAUAGAGGAAAAAAUCGCUAUAAUAAUGUUCUACCUUACGAUAUUUCCCGUGUCAAACUUUCAGUCCAUGCCCAUUCAACUGACGACUACAUCAAUGCCAACUACAUGCCUGGCUACCAUUCCAAGAAAGAUUUUAUUGCCACACAAGGACCUUUACCCAACACUUUGAAAGAUUUUUGGCGUAUGGUUUGGGAGAAGAAUGUCUAUGCCAUUGUCAUGUUGACCAAAUGUGUUGAGCAGGGAAGGACCAAAUGUGAGGAGUACUGGCCCUCCAAGCAGGCUCAGGACUAUGGGGACAUAACGGUGGCAAUGACGUCAGAAAUUGUUCUACCAGAAUGGACCAUCAGAGACUUCACAGUGAAAAAUAUCCAGACAAGUGAGAGUCACACUCUGCGUCAGUUCCAUUUUACCUCCUGGCCUGACCAUGGCGUUCCCGACACCACUGACCUGCUCAUCAACUUCCGGUACCUUGUUCGUGACUACAUGAAGCAGAGUCCUCCUGAGUCACCGAUUCUGGUGCACUGCAGUGCUGGGGUGGGAAGGACGGGCACUUUCAUCGCCAUCGAUCGUCUUAUCUAUCAGAUAGAGGACGAGAACACUGUGGAUGUGUACGGGAUUGUGUACGACCUUCGAAUGCACAGGCCUUUAAUGGUGCAAACAGAGGACCAGUAUGUUUUCCUCAAUCAGUGUGUUUUGGAUAUUAUCAGAUCCCAGAAGGACUCGAAAGUAGAUCUCAUCUACCAGAACACAACUGCAAUGACAAUCUACGAAAACCUUGCACCAGUGACUGCGUUCGGAAAGACAAAUGGUUACAUUGCCUAA
Messenger RNA from Lipotes vexillifer (Yangtze River dolphin), 3468 nucleotides. It is a transcript of the gene PTPRJ, whose product is annotated as protein tyrosine phosphatase receptor type J. Gene Ontology annotation, molecular function: protein tyrosine phosphatase activity; protein binding. The transcript has 23 exons. Gene Ontology annotation, cellular component: signaling receptor complex. Gene Ontology annotation, biological process: peptidyl-tyrosine dephosphorylation involved in inactivation of protein kinase activity. The record is from RefSeq and is a predicted model, not a curated record. The coding region runs from base 1 to 3468 and encodes 1155 amino acids. Lineage: Eukaryota; Metazoa; Chordata; Mammalia; Artiodactyla; Lipotidae.